This is a messenger RNA of Coregonus sp. 'balchen', 10215 nucleotides long. The record is from the annotation of a GenBank genome assembly. NCBI's taxonomy places the organism in Eukaryota, Metazoa, Chordata, Actinopteri, Salmoniformes, Salmonidae.
AUGAACCCUGCCUCAAGCGGCGCUGCCGACUCCCGCAGCCAGCUAGACAAUAGCAAUAGAAAACAACAGCAACAGCGCGCUUCCUCUCCGGCUGGCGGCAAAGACACUGGAUCCAAAGAGACACCGAAAAGCAGCACUCCGUCAAAGAGCAUCACGUCAAAGCAGUGCGGAGGAGGGAGAGGCAGCCGCGUCAGCUCCCCGGUCUCCACGGCAACCAGCAAAGACAGACAGUCUUCCUCUUCCACAGGCGCGGCAAGCGUGGCAGGCGCGGCCCCUGUCCAGCCCGGAGGUGCUGAAAUCCAGACGUUGAGCAGGGCGGCGGCGGCUGGGAGCAGCAGAGGAGCGGCAGAGGAGGGCAGUAGUCAGUCUGAAGACUCGCGUUGCACUGACAUAUCGUGCUUUAAGGGGGAUACAACACGGGUUGUUUCUGAUCAGCCUUGUUCAUCCAAAUCUCCUAAAUUGAAGAACAAUAACCCGAGAGGAGAGGGAGGAGGAGGAGCUAGCAGCACAGCGACCGGCAACAAAAAGAGCUCCAGCAAGAGCAGUGUGGGCUGCGGCCCUGGGUUCUGGAGAGAGGGAUGUUUGCAGUCUGAGCUGAUCCAGUUUCACCUGAAUAAGAGCUUAAAGAAAGGAGGAGGCAAGAUGCAGACGAAGACACUGUCUCCCCCGGAGCCCGUCACAGAAAUGGCGGAACCAGAGGAUCUCACCCCUGAGGCCAUCGUUAACGAGCCCGAGCCGGUACCUGAGCCUGACCAGCUAUUUCAGGAGGAGAUAGAGAAGCUGGAGGAUGAAAAUGAUGAGCUAAAGGUAUGUCUGUAUGUCUGCCGCUGCCACAUCUGUAUGGUUAUGAGAAUGGGUUUAAUAACAGCAUAUCUUAGCUGCCUAUGCUUUAUACUGUUGUCCAGGGGCGUCAUGCACCCCCAAAAUCUGAGGAGCACAAAGUACAUGAGGAUGGCUGGGGGGGGGGGGGGGGGGGUUGUUCUGGAGGGGGGCUAUGCCCCUGUCCAUAAAUUGGAGAAUUUUGCAUUUUUCAAACACCUGAAACAGCUUUUUCCAGCAAUCUAAUGCCAAAAUCAUUAUGCUUAAUUCUAUGUCCAAAAUAUGUAUUUUUUUACGCAUAUCUAAGCAUACCUCUUGAGCUGUCUGUAUCCUCCUGACUGGUGGUUUAAAAAUAUAUAUAUAUAUAUAUGCUUUUCUGCAUCUCUGCUCAAAUCUGGGUAAAAGAUUGAAAGGAAUGUGAGUCUUAUUCAGUACAUUUAGUUAUUGCUUGCUUUUCUAAAGUCUACCAACCUUGCCAGCAGCCAGCUAAGAUCGUUAGACAAGCUAGCUACUCUAACUUGAUAGCCUGUAAUGGCUUCUUGGUAGCUAGUUAUGAUGAUGGGAGGUUGGGAACCUAUCUGGGCUAGCGAAAACCAACCUCAUAAAAUUGCUUCAUAAAAAUGGCUAGUAGUAUUACAGAGAAAAAACGAACAAAGAAAUGUAUUUAAAAAAAAUAUAUAUUGUUAUUUUUUAAACAGCACAAAUCUGAGGGGGCAGGUGCCCCUAUGGGCAUGACGCCUUUGAUGUUGCCUCUAUAAUGUUUUAUUGAUGCCUCUAAUUGCUCUCUCUCUCUCUCUCUCUCUCUCUCUCUCUCUCUCUCUCUCUCUCUCUCUCUCUCUCUCUCUCUCUCUCUCUCUCUCUCUCUCUCUCUCUCUCUCUCUCUCUCUCUCUCUCUCUCUCUCUCUCUCUCUCUCUCUCUCUCAUUGGUUCCUAUUAGACUGAGAUAGAGGAGAUGAGAGUGGAGAUGGAUGAGAUGAGAGACACGUUCUAUGAAGAGGACGCGUGCCAGCUGCAGGACAUGCGUCGCGAGCUGGAGCGAGCCAAUAAGAACUGCCGGAUUCUCCAGUACCGUCUGAGGAAGGCGGAGAGGAAGAGGAUGAGGUUCGCCCAGACCGGAGAGGUAGACGGAGAGCUACUGAGGGCCCUGGAGCAGGACUUGAAGGUAAGAUGCUGUCUAGACUCUAGGGGAACUAUUUUCGGCUGGCGUUAAGGCGGCGCUAAUGUCAAACGCACGCUAGUUUGCGAUUUCGACAUGUAAAAACUGGAUCACCUGACAUUUUCCAGCCCUAACGCCAGGUUUGGCAAUUUACCUGUCUUAUAUCAUCUCACUUGCGCUAAAUGGGAGGGGUGGAAAUAUUUGAGGUGUGUCCUUAAAAACAUGAUCCAAAGCGCUAAUUUCAGGCAGCGCUGAUAGGGAUAUUUAAGACCAACCAAAAGCUGGUUUUAGCGGUAACGCAGUUGGUUAUGGCAUGCAUUCUGACCGUGGAAAUCCAGCCUAUCCUGCGGUGACGCACCCUGCUCAUAUGCGCAUGGAACAAGAGUAGCCUAAUGUGCUUUUGGUGCCUGUAUACUUCGUAUUUAGACACGUCAGAAAAUGUUUUUUUUCCCAUUUCGUUUUAUUUUGUUAAAACCAAGUAUAACCUCCCUCCUCUCAAUUAAGUUUUUUGUAUGUCCUGCCCAAUGCAAUCGCGAAGUAGUCAAGACUGUCGAUAAAAGGUUUGGCUCCUGAGACCGCUUGGAAAUAAAUCUUAAUCACCAAAGCUUUAGUAAAAUAUAAAGUUUGAGAGGAGUAAAACAGUGAGCUGACAUUCCAUUUUUAUCUAUGUAUUGUAUGCAGGCCCACAUUAUUUUAGCCAUGCAGGUCCCGUUUUGGAGGUGCGUAAAACCCCCUCCAUGAUGUAGCCUACGUGUCCAUGCCCAUCAUGAAACGAGAGAUGAGAACCUCUGUGAAUACCGGUGAACCUAGUAUUUAGAAGUGAUCUGUAACCUGUAACAAUAGCUUGUUUUCCAUUUGAUAUGUUCUAAACCCCUCAGAUCUACUAUAAUGAAGGCUGGUUCAAUAACCCAAGCCCUCCCUCAGGUCUACUAUAAUGAAGGCUGGUUCAACAACCCAAGCCCUCCCUCAGGCCUACUAUAAUGAAGGCUGGUUCAACAACAAGCCCUCCCUCAGGUCUACUAUAAUGAAGGCUGGUUCAACAACAAGCCCUCCCUCAGGCCUACUGUAAUGAAGGCUGGUUCAACAACAAGCCCUCCCUCAGGCCUACUGUAAUGAAGGCUGGUUCAACAACAACACCCAACCCCUCCCUCAGGUCUACUAUAAUGAAGGCUGGUUCAACAACAAGCCCUCCCUCAGGCCUACUAUAAUGAAGGCUGGUUCAACAACAAGCCCUCCCUCAGGUCUACUAUAAUGAAGGCUGGUUCAACAACAAGCCCUCCCUCAGGUCUACUAUAAUGAAGGCUGGUUCAACAACAAGCCCUCCCUCAGGUCUACUAUAAUGAAGGCUGGUUCAACAACAAGCCCUCCCUCAGGCCUACUAUAAUGAAGGCUGGUUCAACAACAAGCCCCUCCCUCAGGUCUACUAUAAUGAAGGCUGGUUCAACAACAAGCCCUCCCUCAGGCCUACUAUAAUGAAGGCUGGUUCAACAACAAGCCCUCCCUCAGGUCUACUAUAAUGAAGGCUGGUUCAACAACAAGCCCUCCCUCAGGUCUACUAUAAUGAAGGAUGGUUCAACAGCAACCCAAGCAUCCCUCAGGCCUACUAUAAUGAAGGCUGGUUCAACAACAAGCCCUCCCUCAGGUCUACUAUAAUGAAGGCUGGUUCAACAGCAACCCAAGCAUCCCUCAGGUCUACUAUAAUGAAGGCUGGUUCAACAACCCAAGCCCUCCCUCAGGUCUACUAUAAUGAAGGCUGGUUCAACAACAAGCCCUCCCUCAGGCCUACUAUAAUGAAGGCUGGUUCAACAGCAACCCCUCCCUCAGGCCUACUAUAAUGAAGGCUGGUUCAACAGCAACCCCUCCCUCAGGUCUACUAUAAUGAAGGCUGGUUCAACAACAAGCCCUCCCUCAGGUCUACUAUAAUGAAGGCUGGUUCAACAGCAACCCAAGCAUCCCUCAGGCCUACUAUAAUGAAGGCUGGUUUGGCAUGUCCAUGCUCAGCCAUAAUGUAAUUUACAGUAGGCCUAGCCCAUAUAUCAGUGUGAAUGCUAUUGAAGCCAUGGAAUUACUUAGAACAAUGUGGACUGCAAAUGGGUUCAAGUUAACAUAUUCAGCAAAGAUAGGUCUACAUUUUGUUAUUUUGUUUCUGUAAGCCAUUUAACAAACUAUAACGGACUAACAUUGGAAUUGGAGUUGAUUCCAAGGCAAUACAUAAAAGACCAUAAAUACACAACUUGAAGCAACCACAUAUUUUUGCCAUGGAGCACGUUCUGAUUGGCCAGUGAGGGGCCAAGCCUAGACACACCCACAACUUGUUUAGUCAUCUAAACCCAGCCCUUUAGCGCCAACGCCAGAUGGUGCGCCGAUAAUUGUGAUAGUGAAAAUAGCUCAAAUAUUUCUGACACAUCCCUGAACCUAUAGUGCUACCGCCAGCGCUUAGAUUGACCAUUGUGUUAAAAUAGAGCCCUCUACGUCAUAGGGUGUGACCUGAAGGUCAUGUUGUCUAGACUCUAUAUGUCAUAGGGUGUGACCUGAAGGUAAUGUUGUCUAGACUCUAUAUGUCAUAGGGUGUGACCUGAAGGUCAUGUUGUCUAGACUCUAUAUGUCAUAGGGUGUGACCUGAAGGUAAUGUUGUCUAGACUCUAUAUGUCAUAGGGUUUGACCUGAAGGUCAUGUUGUCUAGACUCUAUAUGUCAUAGGGUGUGACCUUAAGGUAAUGUUGUCUAGACUCUAUAUGUCAUAGGGUGUGACCUGAAGGUAAUGUUGUCUAGAUUCUAUAUGUCAUAGGGUGUGACCUGAAGGUCAUGUUGUCUAGACUCUAUAUGUCAUAGGGUGUGACCUGAAGGUAAUGUUGUCUAGACUCUAUAUGUCAUAGGGUGUGACCUGAAGGUCAUGUUGUCUAGACUCUAUAUGUCAUAGGGUGUGACCUGAAGGUAAUGUUGUCUAGACUCUAUAUGUCAUAGGGUGUGACCUUAAGGUAAUGUUGUCUAGACUCUAUAUGUCAUAGGGUUUGACCUGAAGGUAAUGUUGUCUAGACUCUAUAUGUCAAAGGGUGUGACCUGAAGGUCAUGUUGUCUAGACUCUAUAUGUCAUAGGGUGUGACCUUAAGGUAAUGUUGUCUAGACUCUAUAUGUCAUAGGGUUUGACCUGAAGGUCAUGUUGUCUAGACUCUAUAUGUCAUAGAGUGUGACCUGAAGGUCAUGUUGUCUAGACUCUAUAUGUCAUAGGGUGUGACCUUAAGGUAAUGUUGUCUAGACUCUAUAUGUCAUAGGGUUUGACCUGAAGGUAAUGUUGUCUAGACUCUAUAUGUCAUAUGGUGUGACCUGAAGGUAAUGUUGUCUAGACUCUAUAUGUCAUAGGGUGUGACCUGAAGGUAAUGUUGUCUAGACUCUAUAUGUCAUAGGGUGUGACCUUAAGGUAAUGUUGUCUAGACUCUAUAUGUCAUAGGGUUUGACCUGAAGGUAAUGUUGUCUAGACUCUAUAUGUCAUAGGGUGUGACCUGAAGGUCAUGUUGUCUAGACUCUAUAUGUCAUAGGGUGUGACCUGAAGGUAAUGUUGUCUAGACUCUAUAUGUCAUAGGGUGUGACCUGAAGGUAAUGUUGUCUAGACUCUAUAUGUCAUAGGGUGUGACCUUAAGGUAAUGUUGUCUAGACUCUAUAUGUCAUAGGGUUUGACCUGAAGGUAAUGUUGUCUAGACUCUAUAUGUCAUAGGGUGUGACCUGAAGGUAAUGUUGUCUAGACUCUAUAUGUCAUAGGGUGUGACCUGAAGGUCAUGUUGUCUAGACUCUAUAUGUCAUAGGGUGUGACCUUAAGGUAAUGUUGUCUAGACUCUAUAUGUCAUAGGGUUUGACCUGAAGGUAAUGUUGUCUAGACUCUAUAUGUCAUAUGGUGUGACCUGAAGGUAAUGUUGUCUAGACUCUAUAUGUCAUAGGGUGUGACCUGAAGGUAAUGUUGUCUAGACUCUAUAUGUCAUAGGGUGUGACCUGAAGGUAAUGUUGUCUAGACUCUAUAUGUCAUAGGGUGUGACCUGAAGGUAAUGUUGUCUAGACUCUAUAUGUCAUAGGGUUUGAUCUCAGGUGCAUCCUGUUUCCAUUGAUCGUCCUUGAGAUGUUUCUACAACUUGAUUUGAGUCCACCUGUGGUAAAUUCAAUUGAUUGGACAUGAUUUGGAAAGGCACACACCUGUCUAUAUAGGUGACCAAGAACCCGAUGGUCACUCUGACAGAGCUCCAGAGUUCCUCUGUGGAGAUGGCUGUGCAGCAACGCUCCCCAUCCAACCUGACAGAGCUUGAGAGGAUCUGCAGAGAAGAAUGGGAGAAACUCCCUAAAUACAGGUGUGCCAAGCUUGUAGCGUCAUACCCAAGAAGACUCAAGGCUGUAAUCGCUGCCAAAGGUCCUUCAACAAAGUACUGAGUAAAGGGUCUGAAUACUUAUGUAAAUGUGAUAUUUCUGGUUUUUUUUACCUGUUUUUGCUUUGUCAUUAUGGGAUAUUGUGUGUAGAUUGAUGAGGGGGAAAAAUCAAUUUAAUCAAUUUUAGAAUAAGGCUGUAAUGUAACAAAAUGUGGACAAAGUCAAGGGGUCUGAAUACUUUCCGAAUGCACUGUUUGCUAAUAGACCAGGGCCCAUCCCUCUCCCUCCCUGUCUCUCUCCCCCUCCCUGUCUCUCUCCCCCCUCUCUUUCCCUCUCCCUCUCCCCCUCCCCCUCCCUCUCCCUGUCUCUCUCCCUCUCCCCCUCCCUCUCCCUGUCUCUGUCCCCCUCCCUCCCCCCCUCCAGGUAGCGAAGGAUGUGUCAGUGCGUCUGCACCAUGAAUUGGAGAACGUGGAGGAGAAGAGGACGAAGACGGAGGAGGAGAACGAGAAGCUGAGGCAAAAGCUGAUAGAGGUGGAGGUGACCAAGCAGGCCCUGCACAACCAGCUGGAGAAGGCCAAGGAGGUGAGGAGGGGGGAGACAGGGAGGGUUAGGGUGGUGGGUUAGGGGGGAGACAGGGAGGGUUAGGGUGGUGGGUUAGGGUUAGGUGGAGGUGACCAAGCAGGUCCUGCACAACCAGCUGGAGAAGCCAAGGAGGUGAGGAGGACACCUGCUGCCAGGGAGGGCAAGUUUCUGCACUGUCAUGUGCCCGACUGGGUUCAAACCCAGGUCUCCCGCGUGCCACAAGACUGUGUUAGCCUGCUUAGCUAAAUCCGAGACGUUAGCUCAGGGAGUUAACACAAGGCAUGGUUACUCAUCACAAGCUUGUUAGUUAAGAGGUUCUGAGAGUCAGUCAUGUUUUAAUGAUCGAGAGUCUGUCUGUAAAGCACAUGAACUGUCCAUAACAGAUUCCACCAGUCAUGUACAUUUGUCAAAGCUAACGGUUAACAGUGGGCUGAUGAUGUGAUGUCACCUUUAUUCUCUGACAGCUGUCACUGAAGAGAAGAGGAGGCAGGGAUGUUCAGAAAGAGAAAAGGAUUCCACAGACCCCAAUAGAGGUAUGUCACCAUCAACAAUGUUUUACGUCAUCGUUAUUCAUCAAACUAUAUCAAGAGACAAAAGACCACAACUUAUAUUCUUCUCUCCCCCAGGAGGAAAAUGAGGAUCUGAAAUGCCAGCUGGCCUUCAUCAAGGAGGAAGCCGUUUUGAUGAGGAAGAAGAUGGCUAAAAUUGACAAGGAGAAGGACCGGCUGGAACACGAGCUGCAGAAGUACCGCUCCUUCUACGGGGACGUGGACAGCCCUGGGCCCAAGGGAGAGGCUGGGGGACCAGCCACCUCUCGGGAGUCAGAGCUGAAACUGAGGCUGAGACUGGUGGAGGAGGAAGCCAACAUCCUGGGGAGGAAGAUUGUAGAGCUGGAGGUGGAGAACAGAGGACUGAAGGCUGAACUGGAGGACAUGAGAGACAGGUAGGGAGGGAGGAAGAUAGUAGUGCUGGGGGUGGAGGACUGUAGGCUGAACUGGAGGACAGGUAGGCUCAAUGGACCCCUAAACCCUACGCCCUACGCCCUACGCACUUGUGGAGAUCUGAGAGGAUUUGACAGGUGUAAGCAAUAUGUAUGCUAAUAGCUCCACCUUGCCCUCUGAUAGGCUGGAUAGAUGUUUCACCAUAUUGCUUAUACCAAUCAAAUUCUCUCAGAUCUCCUUAAGUCUUUGUAAAUAAACAAGAUACAUUUGAUUGAUUGAUGUAUUGAUUGGUUGAUAAUAAUAAUAAUAAUAAUAAUAUGCCAUUUAGCAGACGCUUUUAUCCAAAGCGACUUACAGUCAUGUGUGCAUACAUUUUUACGUAAGGGUGGUCCCGGGGAUCGAACCCACUACCCUGGCGUUACAAGUGCCAUGCUCUACCAAUUGAGCUACAGAGGACCAUUGAGGCUGAUAUAUUGAGGCUGAUAUAUUGAUUGAUGCAUUGAUUGAUUUAUGUAUUGGUUGAUGCAUUGAUUGAUUGGUGUAUAAUUGAUGUAUUGAUUGAUGCAUUGAUUUAUUGAUGUAUUGAUUGAUGCAUUGAUUGAUUGAUUGAUGUAUUAAUAGAUGCAUUCAUUGAUGUAUUGCCUGAUGCAUUGCCAGGGAUGAGGUGGCUGGAGGCUCGGCUGAGCAUGGCUGCAGCAGGGAGCAGGGAGAGGAACUCAGGGAGCUAAGGCAACAGCUACAGCUGGUGGAAGACGAGGCGGAGCUACUUAGGAGGAACCUGCAGGACGCAGAGGAGGACAACAACAAGGUGGGUCCAAAAUCACACCCUAUUCCCUAAAUAGUUGUCAACCUUUUGUCGUUACUGUUACCAUGAUCACAUUUAGCUCUCUCUCAAGCACCCCCUCAUAUGCUAUGUAUCAUUACAUUUUAGUCAUUUAGCAGACACUCUUAUCCAGAGCGACUUACAGGAGCAAUUAGGGUUAAGUGCCUUGCUCAAGGGCACAUCGACAGAUCUUUCACCUAUUCGGCUCGGGGAUUAGAACCAGCGACCUUUCGGUUACUGGCACAACGCUCUUAACCACUAAGCUACCUGCCGCCCCGGCAGGCCUAUGGUCUCAUAAGGUUGACCUAGUACCUACUGGGGAAGGCCACAGACACGUACCCCAGGUUGAGAACCACUGAUUUAUCCAGAGAGCGAUUUACAGUCAGUGAUUCAAGCUAAGGUACAUACUGUUUCAAUCCCCACUAAAACCUUAUUUUAGGUGACGGGAGAGCUAAACAAGCUAAAGUACAAGGAGGGCUCCAGGCACGGUGCUGGUGGUGGGGCCGGGGCAGCUGCGGACCGGGCCAAGGUGGAGGUCCUGCAGGAGGAGCUAAAGGCUGCCAGGCUGCAGAUCAACGAGCUGAGUGGCAAGGUGAGGUAGCAUGAUGGACUACACUACCCACAAUGCUCUGUGUAUUUUUUCUGGCAGGGUUGGGGUCAAUUCCAUUUUAAUUCCUUCAAUUCAGGAAGUUACCUGGAAUUCCAAUUUCCCUCAAUGCUUCUCUAUGAGAACACAUUGGAAGUGGAAUUUCAGUUUACUUCCUGAAUUGAUUAAUGAAUUGAUUUAAAUUGAAAUGAAACUGACAGCUGAAGCUUACAUAAUGGUUUCCAUCUCCGACGCUAACAUAAUGCUAUCCUGUCUCCUUACCUCUACAGGUGAUGCAGAUGCAGUAUGAGAACCGGGUCCUCCUGUCCAACAUGCAACGCUAUGACCUGGCAUCACACCUGGGCAUCAGGGCCAGCCCCCGGGAAAGUGACGCAGAGAGUGACGGAGGAGAUGACGCCUCCACCUCAUCACGCUUCCCACCCCACCGUAAACGCGAAGGCCCCGUCGGAGGGGAGAGCGACUCGGACGAGGUGACACAGCGUAAUGUACUACAGUACCCAUAAUGCAUUGUGUAUUAAAUACAGUGAAGCUGACAGCUGACAUAAGGUUAUCCCGUCUCCCUACCAAUCCAGGUGCGUAACAUCCGGUGCCUGACCCCCACCCGCUCCCUGUACUCCCCCGAGGGCCGCUUCCUCCCCCGCAGCCUGAAGGACCGGCAGCAGAUGAUGGACAUCCGUAUAGAAGCAGAGCGACUGGGCCGGACCAUCGAUAGGCUGAUAGCAGACACCAGUACCAUCAUCGCUGAGGCCCGGGUCUAUAUGGUCUCCAACGGGGAGCUUUAUGAGGAGGAAGGGAGCGCCGUCAGGGAGCAUGAGCUGCUGUACAGGAUCAACGCUCAGAUGAAGGCCUUCAGGAAGGAGCUGCAGGGCUUUAUAGACAGACUGGAUGUCCCCAAGUCAGAGGACAAGGAGGAUGAGGAACCACUGUCUGUAAGUUGA